Messenger RNA from Mugil cephalus (flathead mullet), 3341 nucleotides. It is a transcript of the gene znf385c, whose product is annotated as zinc finger protein 385C. NCBI's taxonomy places the organism in Eukaryota, Metazoa, Chordata, Actinopteri, Mugiliformes, Mugilidae. Bases 643 to 2106 code for a protein of 487 amino acids. Gene Ontology annotation, cellular component: nucleus. Gene Ontology annotation, molecular function: zinc ion binding; nucleic acid binding. The record is from RefSeq and is a predicted model, not a curated record. The transcript has 9 exons.
GAAGUUUGACAUGGAGGGCAAUGUGUUGCUGUGCAGGUAUGGAGACCGUUAAGAACAUAUCACCUACUUUGUCCCUGUCUGUGCAGCGGUCCUGUCAAGUUAAAUGAACUCACUGAGAGGAGGAGAGAGGGGGAGGAAAAAAGGUAGGACUACAGAGAGGAAAGGAUGACAAGGAGAGAGGACUCGCGGAGAGCUAGAGCAGCGCAAAGAGCGAGAGAGAGACGGAGAGAGGGAGGGAGAGAAGAAGCAGGCAAUUACACCCAGCUCCUCUCCAACAGCCCCAUUCCUCGCCUCCUUCAAGCCAAGCGGAGCGCCAGCACGAGCCAUAGGAUUUUAACGCGCGCCAACAGGAUCGGAGAUUUCUCGGGGAUUGGUCACCAAACGCGGAGGAGAACGGGAUACAGUAUCACAGAUAAAGAGUUUUGAUUUGAAAUAAAAAAGAGGCAAAAAAAAUCAUCUAGAUUGGACUCCUGUAGAUUUCACAAGUAUAAGACUCAUACAGCUGCACCUGCGCGUCUUGCGUGUCCUCUCUGUCUCUGGGGAUAAAAGUGCGUAAAUAUUUUUUUGUUUAUUUUUUUUUACCGUUUUUACGCAAGGUGACACGCCGAGCUGGAGACACGCGGAUACGGUCCUGGAAGAACGAUGUUGAUCGGUACAUCAGCCCAGGGCAGCCCGCUUUUGGCUUCCCUCCCUGUCCCAGGACGGCCUCUGCAGCCUCAGCUCGACCUCAAACACCUCCUGCCCUUCAGACUCAAUGGAUCCUCUCCCCUUAGCCUCUUCCCUAACUUUAACACGAUGGACCCUGUCCAGAAGGCAGUGAUCAACCACACAUUUGGUGUCCCUCAACCCCUCAAGAAGAAACAGAUCAUCUCCUGCAACAUUUGCCACCUGCGCUUUAACUCAACGAACCAAGCAGAGGCCCACUAUAAAGGCCACAAGCACGCCAGGAAACUCAAAGCCAUGGAGGCCCAGAAGAACAGGCAGCGGCGAGCCGGGGACGCCUCAUCCGCGGGGAGGGAGAGGGACAGAGACAGGGACCGGGAGCGAGACAGAGGCAGGACGUCCGCGUCUGAGGCGACUCUUCCUGCGCUCAUGGACACAAGCUUAGUGGAGGGAACAAGUCUUCAGUCUGAUUUAGAACCAGCCAACCUGGAGGUAAAGCUCGCAGAGAGUCCCAGGAGCUCAGUUAUGCUGACGCCGGUAUCUGAGGUUUCCUCCGUGGAGCUGGUCACCCUCUCCCCUCCGCAGAUCUCGCCUUCCUCACAUGUUUCUGAGACGGCAUCGGACACCAGUGCCCCCGAGGCCCCGGAGGCUGCAGAGGCCGCGGAGGCCGAGGAUCCAACCAAUGAGUCGGGCAGCCGCGCGGACACGUCCAGCACGAACGGGGAGCCGCACCCGGAUGACGACAAAGACCCCAAGAAGAGCAAAGCUCACCUCCACUGUCCUGUUUGUAAAGUCACAGUCAACUCCGCCUCGCAACUGGAAGCACAUAACAGCGGUACAAAGCACAAACUGAUGCUGGAGGGUCACAGUGUUCUGCCGCGGCGUAGGGGUAAAGUGGUGGCGGCUCGCGCCACCUGCAAGAGCAAGCGGUUGGGAAGCAAAGGCAGCGUCGGGGUGCCCAGCAAGAACUUCCAGUGUGAAGUGUGUGAGAUCUUUGUGAACUCUGAGACCCAACUGAGCCAGCACAUGAACAGCAGAAGGCACAAGGAUAGGCUGGCCGGAAAACCACCCAAACCCAAAUUCACCCCCCACAGCAAGAGCCAGCCGAGCUCCAGCUUAGCGAACGUGAGAUGGAGUGGCUAUGCAGGCGUGGCUGUGUCUGCCAUGAAGAAAGCGUUCAGCCAGUACAACCUCACCUCCCUCUCCUCGCAGACCAAACUGGCCUUGCAGAAGCAGCUGACCAAGAGUUUGACAACUGGCUUCCUGCCCAGCCCCCUCACCCCGCCAACUCUGUGCACAGUGGCGACUAACCCGCUGGCUCUGCGCCACCCGGUGGGCACCACCACCUUCAUCCAGACCCCAUUCCUGGGCCCCGCACUAUUCCGGCCCGCCCCGGGGCCGCUGCGGGCCACACACACACCCAUCAUCUUCUCCCCCUACUAAAGACCUGACCCACCUCCCCAUGUGAGCUCCACCCCUGUCCCUUUACCAAAUCCAAGGCCCUCCUUUAGUGUGACCCACACAACUAAGGCCACGCGCAAACUAUGCAGCCCACCUGACUUAAAAUGGGAAGAGUCCUGACGCUCGCCAGGCCAUCAGGUCUGAGAGCUGUUCAGCUUAUCAUAAAGGCCAAGAUCCCCCGUCAUGCCUUCUUUCUGCUCCUCUUAUAAUGACCUAAGGAGCAGGACAGGCCUCCAGACAGUGACUGGUGCUCUGAGGCCGCUUUUAUAGCCAUCUCAUGGGUCGACAUGGUUUGGAUUAUGGAUAUUAAUGUGUAAUUUAUUAGAGAACAAAUAUAGACGUAGAAGUCUAGAUGUAUGUUUAGUGUGGUUGCCACAAAAAUAAGGUCCCUUUACUUGAUGCUCUUUUAAAAGAAUUUUUAUUUAUUGGUUUGGAGGUACGAAGAAAAGUCAUUAUAGGUCAUUAACGCAGCUGAACCAGAGCCAUACCCGUAUGGCUGCACAAGACAGUCCUGUCGAUCAAUGUUUUCAACCAACACAUGUGAAAGAUCGUCUGAAGCCAAGUGCUGUGGCUUGGCGUCUUGGAUAUGGACCCAUUCUUAACUUCUUAAGAACAACUCCUCAUUGUGUGUGAUACGUGGAUCUAUAGCUACAUAGUGUUUGUCUAUGUGGUAAAACCCCAUUAGCACCGUUUUGCACCUCCAGCCCUCUGCCAAAUAAUGUUCCCCAAGCUCUUCUAUCUUUCUUUUGUAGUCACAGCCCUAGUCAUAGCCCUCGGGAUUUUUUUUUUUCUUUUCCUUUCCUAUGUCCUCAGGAUUAAGCACUCAUUAAGGUCCAGAAAAGGUCAGCUUGUCAACUUGACUUUGUUUCACUUAGCAAAUCUGUCUUCAGGUGAUUUUUUUUUAAUUAUCAUUAUAAUUAUUAUUAUUAUUGCUCCAGUGCAUCAUUCAUGCAGCGCAACUUGAACAUUAUGUUCUUGCCAUGCUAGCGGCGUGAAAUCAUUUCUGCAGCUAUGGAUGUCUUACGUUGCAAAACACCACGAUUUCCCUCCCCUCAACGACGGCUGUGCGUUUUUGUUUUUUUUUUCCUUCACCCCGCCACCGUCACCUCGCUUUGUUGCCCUUGAUUUUCUCCGGCGUUAUCUCGGCACGAGAUGAUGAGGAGCAAACGAAAGUGCUCUCCCAAUGCACGCUCCCGAUCGCACACAUAAUGAAAACA